Molecule: messenger RNA, 567 nt
Organism: Drosophila willistoni
Lineage: Eukaryota; Metazoa; Arthropoda; Insecta; Diptera; Drosophilidae
Product: lysozyme S
Exons: 1
Coding region: 31-471 (146 amino acids)
Molecular function (GO): lysozyme activity
Source: RefSeq, a predicted model, not a curated record
AUUAAACAGUCUAAAGACGAAACAGAAACGAUGAAGGCAACAGCGAUUAUUCUAUUCAUUGGAGUUACUCUAUUCGCCGGUGCAUCCCUCUCGCAGGCGGCACGAACCUUAAAUCGUUGCACCUUGGCCCGUGAGAUGGCCGCCAGGGGUGUGCCUCGUGAUCAAUUGGCUCGUUGGGCUUGCAUUGCCCAGCGUGAGAGUGACUAUCGCACCUGGGUGGUGGGUCCAGCCAAUUCGGAUGGCUCCAAUGAUUAUGGAAUUUUCCAACUCAAUAAUCUAUAUUGGUGUCAACCGGCAAAUGGUCGUUUCUCGCACAAUGGUUGCCGCAUCAGUUGCAAUGACUUGCUCACCGAUGAUAUUACCAAUUCGGUGAGAUGUGCCCAAAGGGUAUUGAGUGAACAAGGUUGGGGUGCCUGGUCAACUUGGAGAUUCUGCAAUGGAAAUUUGCCCUCCAUCAAUGAUUGCUUCUAAGUAGACACACAAAUACACAUACAUACAUACAUAUAUCUGUCCUAAUGCAAAAUGAAUAAAUCGUUGACAAUUGUAUAAUCAAAAGGAAAAUCAAAA